Messenger RNA from Megachile rotundata (alfalfa leafcutting bee), 944 nucleotides. Its product is annotated as leptin receptor gene-related protein. Gene Ontology annotation, biological process: late endosome to vacuole transport via multivesicular body sorting pathway. NCBI's taxonomy places the organism in Eukaryota, Metazoa, Arthropoda, Insecta, Hymenoptera, Megachilidae. Gene Ontology annotation, cellular component: endosome. The record is from RefSeq and is a predicted model, not a curated record.
AGCAUUGACUACAAAUAGUCACUGGUGAUAGCUUACGUCACGACAUUCUCAAAGUGAGAAUACGAUAAAUACACUUGUCAAAUCAGUGUAUGAUGGCUGGAAUUAAAGGUUAUUCGGCAUAUUUUUGAUCACAUAAAUAUAUAAUUUUUUGCUGCAGAAUCUAGGAAAAUGAUAUUGCCGGUGAAGGUUUAACAAGAAAAUUAGUACUUUUGGCAUUUGCUGGCUCUAUUGGUAUGACAUUUAUCAUACUUGGUUGUGCCUUACCAACACAUAAAGUAUGGUGGACAUUCUUUGUUGUAUUAUUCUAUAUAUUGGCACCAAUUCCAACUAUAAUUGCUCGUCGAUAUACAGAUGAUUAUGGAAAUAAUUCUAAUCCAUGUUUGGAAUUGGCUAUAUUCAUUACUAUGGGUUUUGUUGUAUCAUCCUUUGCGCUUCCAAUUGUCUUAGCAAGAUCACCAGCUAAUGAUCCAGUGAUACAACCAAGUACUUGCUAUUUAACUUUAGCAGGUAAUGUUGUUGUAUAUUUAACUCUAGUUGGAUUUUUUGUAACAUCCGACCAAGAUGACACUGAUUACAAUACAUGCUGAAAUGCUGUACUUUAUUGUACUUAUUUAUUAAUUUUACAUGGUUUUUGCUAAGCAAGGAUGUAAAUCAUAUAAUGCACGGACUGACAGUUGUGAAUUAAUUCUAAGUCAUUACAAAAUUUAUAACAUACUAAUUAUAUAAUAUAAUAUUAUUAUAAGUUGUUCAUAAUACAAUCAGUACUAAUGACACAACAAAUAGUAUUACAGUAAUUAAUAUUUAACUCAAUGAUGAUUUAUUUUGAUAUUGUUUAGCGGUUUAACAAUUUUCCACAUAUAAACUUUCUUACAAAUUUUAUUGGAUACAAUUAGAAGCACAACUAUGCUGAAACAUGUAAAAUUUAAUAUACUACUUUUUAUUAA